Molecule: messenger RNA, 3566 nt
Organism: Salvelinus fontinalis (brook trout)
Lineage: Eukaryota; Metazoa; Chordata; Actinopteri; Salmoniformes; Salmonidae
Product: C-type lectin domain family 4 member E-like
Exons: 6
Coding region: 278-1003 (241 amino acids)
Source: RefSeq, a predicted model, not a curated record
CAGACAGAGAGGUACCAGUGGAGACGCACAUCAGAGUAACUACUCAACUACUAGUAAUCAUACAGUAGAUAUUACCAUUAGGAGUCAGUUAGAAAGGUAAUCAUACAGUAGAUAUUACCAUUAGGAGUCAGUUAGAAACGUAAUCAUACAGUAAGUUAAUACCGUAAGUAAAAGUAAGUUAGAAUCAUAGAUAUUACAAUUCCAGGUCAGUCAGACUCUAUUAGUUCAUUCAUUGAUUGAUUUGGGUAAUCAUUGAUAUCCGGUACGGUUGGUUAAGAUGGCCAACUAUGUCAACAAACAGGUGAUUGAAUUAAACAAAGUUAAUGAAGAAAACCGGAACAGAGCAACGACGAGCGUGAAGACUGAGACCCAUCUCUCAGAUAGAAGACUAAGACUCUACAGGAUGGCUGCUGUGUGUUUAGGAGUGCUGUGUGUUCUACAAGUCAUUCUCAACAUCUCCCUGAGACUGGCUUUCUAUAACAGAGGCAAUGAGACUGAAGAGAGAGACCAGCUACAGACCAGUUGCAACACCCUGACUGAAGAGAGAGACCAGCUACAGAAGGAAAGAGAUUAUCUCAUGACAAAGUUCUCUAAUCUGAAACAAACCUGUCCUGAAGGCUGGCAGCAGUUUAACUCCAGUUGGUACUUCCUGUCUACUGAGACUAAAACCUGGGAGGAGAGCAGAGAGGACUGUCUGGAGAGAGGAGCAGACCUGGUGAUAGUAAACAGUGAUAUGGAACAGGAGUUUCUCUUUGGCCUCAGUAAGGGAGCCUGGAUUGGUCUGACUGACUCUGUUUCUGAGGGGACCUGGAAAUGGGUGGACGGCACCCCACUGACCAUAAGUUACUGGCACUCACAGCAGCCUGAUAAUGGCCGCGAUGACCCAAAAAAUGGGGAGGAGGACUGUGUUGAGCUGAACACAGAAACAUGGCGUCCUGCAAAGGCAUGGAAUGACCAGUCAUGUUUAGACAAUCGUCACUGGAUCUGUGAGAAAGUGGUUUAACAUCACCAUGACAACAGAGGAGGCUGGUGGGAGGACGCGUACACAUACUGCACCUACAGUGAACACAACUUCAUUCUCUCUCUCUAAGACACACACAUACAGCACCUACAGUGAACACAACUUCAUUCUCUCUCUCUCUAAGACACACACACAUACAGCACCUACAGUGAACACAACUUCAUUCUCUCUCUCUAAGACACACACACAUACAGCACCUACAGUGAACACAACUUCAUUCUCUCUCUCUAAGACACACCAACACACUGUAGGAAGUGUACUGAGGGGCAAAACAACCUGAUAAUGGUUGUGAACCAGGAGAAACUGUAACUAGGACUGUGCUGAUGUUAAUAUUGGGUUUUCUGAGCCUGUAUAUAAAUAUUCUGACAUAUCAUUUACCUCUCAACAUAACUGGGUUUGUGAAGAGUUAUGCAGCAUCUCAUUAUAUAAUAGUGCUACAGUGCUAAUGCAUCUCUCUCUAGUUAAACAGUGUGUAGACAUACUGUCAUCUGUAAAAUGAUUGUAUUCAUUGUUUUAAAUAGAAACAUGUUAUGUGAUUUGCCAUUGGCUUGUGCUUUUUUCAUAAUCAAUUAUUAGUAUAAAUCUCUUUAGUAAAAGAUCAGGCUCAGAAAAGAAAGGCUCAGUAAGAAAGGAACCUAGCAAUUUACCAGCUUCCUGAUUGAAUGUGAUUGGAUUGUUAAAACAAUGUGACUUGCAGUUGGACACAGACGGUCGGCAGAACAGUACUGAGAGGAUAUACACUGUACGCAGGCACACACACACAGACGCACACACACACACACACAGACACACACACACACAGACACACACUGCACGCAGGCACACACAGACACAGACACAGACACAAGUGUGAAGUUCCCCUUUUCUGAUAAAGAUGCAGACAGAUGUCCCACACACACCUCUGAAUAACUCUUCACACUGAUGUCACACACAGCUUAGAUACAAUUAAAGAGACCCUAUAUGUCCAUCGCUGGCAUAGAGAAAGUAAGAUACAUAAUGUGAACUCCAUUUCAAGGCUGGAGAAGCCACAAACAGAACAGUCAAAGUGAUAGGAUGAAAGACUACUCUCCUCAGACACCUGUUGUCAAGCAGCUAUCAUGUUAUAUCACUGUGUUUUGAAUAUCCUGUCAUGUUUAACUUCCUGAGUGAAGGUUAGAAAGGUAAUCAUACAGUAGAUAUUACCAUUAGGAGUCAGUUAGAAAGGUAAUCAUACAGUAGAUAUUACCAUUAGGAGUCAGUUAGAAAGGUAAUCAUACAGUAGAUAUUACCAUUAGGAGUCAGUUAGAAAGGUAAUCCUACAGUAGAUAUUACCAUUAGGAGUUAGUUAGAAAGGUAAUCAUACAGUAGAUAUUACCAUUAGGAGUUAGUUAGAAAGGUAAUCAUACAGUAGAUAUUACCAUUAGGAGUCAGUUAGAAAGGUAAUCAUACAGUAGAUAUUACCAUUAGGAGUCAGUUAGAAAGGUAAUCAUACUGUAGAUAUUACCAUUAGGAGUUAGUUAGAAAGGUAAUCAUACAGUAGAUAUUACCAUUAGGAGUCAGUUAGAAAGGUAAUCAUACAGUAGAUAUUACCAUUAGGAGUCAGUUAGAAAGGUAAUCAUACAGUAGAUAUUACCAUUAGGAGUCAGUUAGAAAGGUAAUCAUACAGUAGAUAUUACCAUUAGGAGUCAGUUAGAAAGGUAAUCAUACAGUAGAUAUUACCAUUAGGAGUCAGUUAGAAAGGUAAUCAUACAGUAGAUAUUACCAUUAGGAGUCAGUUAGAAAGGUAAUCGUACAGUAGAUAUUACCAUUAGGAGUCAGUUAGAAAGGUAAUCAUACAGUAGAUAUUACCAUUAGGAGUCAGUUAGAAAGGUAAUCAUACAGUAGAUAUUACCAUUAGGAGUCAGUUAGAAAGGUAAUCAUACAGUAGAUAUUACCAUUAGGAGUCAGUUAGAAAGGUAAUCAUACAGUAGAUAUUACCAUUAGGAGUCAGUUAGAAAGGUAAUCAUACAGUAGAUAUUACCAUUAUAGUCAGUUAGAAAGGUAAUCAUACAGUAGAUAUUACCAUUAGGAGUCAGUUAGAAAGGUAAUCAUACAGUAGAUAUUACCAUUAGGAGUCAGUUAGAAAGGUAAUCAUACAGUAGAUAUUACCAUUAGGAGUUAGUUAGAAAGGUAAUCAUACAGUAGAUAUUACCAUUAGGAGUCAGUUAGAAAGGUAAUCAUACAGUAGAUAUUACCUGUUACGUUCUGACCUUAGUUCCUUUUUUAUGUCUUUAUUUUAGUUUGGUCAGGGCGUGAGUUGGGGUGGGCAUUCUAUGUUGUUUUUCUAUGUUUUGUUCUGUGUGUUAGAUUUCUAUGUGUUUGGCCUGGUAUGGUUUUCAAUCAGAGGCAGCUGUAUAUCGUUGUCUCUGAUUGAGAGCCAUACUUAGGUAGCCUGUGUUCCCACCUGUGUUUGUGAGUGGUUAUUUUCCGUUUCAGUGUUUGCACCAUACGUGACUGUGUCGGUUUUCAUUUAUUCUCUUGUUCUUUUGUAUUUUGUUUCAUUCUCAAUUAAACAGUAUUAAGGUUG